GGCCGCCAUACCUGCAAUAUCCAAAUUCUAAGCGACCUGACAUCCUUCGGCUCCUAUGGAGUACAAUUUGCCGGGGAGAUGAGACAUAGUCUGACAGUAGCACACGUUCCUGGACUCGUGUGACCUGAAGGCGUUAGCGCAGGAAUGGUAAGCAAGAUAUAUGUCACCAGGUCCACACUCCCUCUCCAGCACAACCGUCGUCGCAAUGUCCACCCCCCCAGCACCAGCACCAGAACCAGCACCAGCACCCCGCCCCAGCGAGCCCCUCUCCUUCUCAACCGCCCCACCAGCAACCCUCCCCGGACGCAUCUGGUAUGAUGUGCGCGACCUCGGCCGGCUCGCCCGCCACCUCUUCAGCGUAUGGUGGUACGGGCCCUUGUACGACCGCACGCCGGCCGAGCGCGAUGCGUACGCGCGCCAGCAGGCAAGGAGCGCGGAGCCCCAGCCGGCGAGAGCGACGCGUCUCGGCAGCCCUUACGACUCGGGGCCCUCGCUGUGGCUGCGACAGGAUCGCGGCGCACUGUUUUUGGGUGAGGGAUAUGACGCGGUUGAGGACGAUGACGUGCGCGCGCAUGCGGGCGCGGCGUGGGAGUUUGUGGGCGGGGAGGAGGCGGCGGCGGCGUGUUUGCGGUUGGUGAGGUUCCUGGGGACCGACAAAGAGUGUCCGCAAUUCGAAGUGCUUCCCCACGGCGCGCUAGCCGCGUUCGUCACAGCGCACCCGGAGAUUUUCGGCUCCGCGACGCGGGGUCUGCGACUGCGCUGGCUGCUGCAUCUCGCGUCGGCGCUGGCCUUCCUGCACGCUCGCCACGUCGCCCACUGCGCGCUGAAUCUCUCGGUGCUCUGGCUGCGCGAGGACGCCUCGCUCGCUCUCUUCGGCUUGACCCACGCCUUCUUCGAUGGCAAGUUCGGCGAGCUAAUUGACACGCCCUUCUCGCUGCCGUGGCACUGCCUUGGCCCGGAUCCUGACGUCUCGCCCGAGGACUUGUUGGCGCUGGGGCGAUGCGCCGAUAUUUUCAGCUUGGGCUCCCUGGCAUACUACCUGUUGAGCGGCGGGAAAGAGCCUGACUGGGAGAUUCCGGAGCAGCAGCAGCAGCAGCAGCGGGGCUGUCUGGACGACUUACGGGCCCUGCUGCGCAAGUUCGCGCCUGAGCUGCCCGCAGACUUGCCGGCUCGUGCAUUCAUACGCGCCUGCUGGACCCUAGAGUACCAGAGCGGCGGCGAUGCGUUGCGCGCUCUGGUUGCUGCGGUUCAAGAGCUGCGUUUCGAGGUGCAGGGCGAUGACAUUGUCGGCAUGGCGGAUGAGGGUCGUCGCAUGAUGCGGGAUUACCGCCCUCAGCACUUUCUGGGGAACGGGUCUUAUCGUGACUGACGUGGGGGAGAUACAACUGUCGAGGGCUUUCUCCUCGUGUAGGGUGGUGUACCGUGUCUCAUGAGGAAGCAAGCAGCUAAUUUAGCUGGACAAGGUCAAUUUGAGAUAUCCUUCGCGAAACGAACCGAACAUCCACCAGUACCAACUGUAUCUACCCUUAGACGUCAAACCAAGACCUCGCC
Messenger RNA from Aplosporella prunicola CBS 121167, 1551 nucleotides. RefSeq lists its product as uncharacterized. The coding region runs from base 161 to 1369 and encodes 402 amino acids. NCBI's taxonomy places the organism in Eukaryota, Fungi, Ascomycota, Dothideomycetes, Botryosphaeriales, Aplosporellaceae. The record is from RefSeq and is a predicted model, not a curated record. The transcript has 2 exons.